AUGUCCAAAGAUGGAGACUCUGAGCCCAAGCUGCCUAUCCAGCAGCUUGCGAUUCUCGCCAUUGCCCGAUUUUCAGAGCCCAUCGCCUACACCUCGAUAUACCCCUACGUCCCAGACAUGAUUCGCAGCUUCGGCGUCGCCGAGAACGACAUCGCCAGCUGGGCGGGCCUCAUCUCCGGCGCCUUCUCCCUAGCCCAGAGCCUCGCCGCCGUGCCCUGGAGCGGCGCUGCAGACCGCUACGGCCGUAAGCCCAUCCUCAUCAUCGGUCUGCUCAGCACCAUGACGUGCUUCGUCGUUUGGAGUCUGUCCAAGAGCCUAGCCAUGGCCAUAACCGUCCGCAUCAUUCAAGGCGGUAGCAAUGGAAAUAAAUUCGUCCCUGAAAAGAAGCUCCAGCCUCGCGCCUUCUCCAUCAUGCCAAUUGUCUGGUCCCUCGGCUCUGUCAUUGGCCCGGCCUUUGGCGGCUUCUUCGCCGAGCCCGCCAAGCGCUUCCCGGACCUCUUUGGCCGCAUCCCCUUCUUCAUCACCUUUCCCUACGCCCUACCCAACCUUCUCGCUAGCAUCUUCUUCCUAAUCUCCACAUUCAGCGUCACGUUUUUCCUCAAGGAAACCCUCGUGACAAAGCGCGAUCGUGACGACUGGGGCCUCCAGGUCGGUCAGCGCCUCACGCGCGUGUUUUCGCGCAGGCGGGCCCAGAUCGGACGGAACGGCGGCGGAGAAGGUCCCUCAACCUAUGAUGGCGGCGAUGUCAUGACACCUGCGUCUAGGCCUGCGACGAAUACCGCCGCCGGUGCCAAUACGCAGGCAGCCUGGGCCGAGGUCUUGACUUACCAGACAAUGCUUGCGCUCUUCUCUUACUCGUUCCUCUUUUUUCACUCGGUCUCGUUCGACCAGAACAUCAGCGUCUUCCUCAGUACACCCGUCAUCCCACGCACCCCGGACAACUACCGGCCGCCAUUCUACUUUAACGGCGGCUUUGGCCUCGACCCGGGCACCAUCGGGACCAUCUUCGUCAUCUACGGCAUCACCAGCGCUGCGAUCCAGUUCAUCGUGUAUCCGGUCCUGGUCACUCGCUUUGGCGUCUUGUGCACUUUUCACGUUUGCUCCAUCUUCCUGCCCAUCGUAUACUGCGCCACGCCGUACGCCUCGCUCUUCACCAGCGCGCGCGUCCGCUUCGCUGCCAUCGUUGUCGUCAUGCUCCUCAAGGCGUUCUGCCUCAUCAUGUCCUUCCCCUCCACCACAAUCCUUUUCAACAACUCGUGCCGGUCGCUGCGCGUCCUCAGCUCCGUCAACGGCCUCGCCACCAUGAUGAGCGGCAUCUUCCGUGCCGUCGGGCCGGCAUCCACCGGCCGCGUCUUCACAUGGGGCGCCCACCAUGGCUACAUAAUCAGCGCCUACUUCUUUCUCGGCGCCGCCGCCGCCCUCGGUGCCAUCCCUGGGUUUCUGAUCGUCGAGGGCGACGGCCCCACUGCGGCGGAGGAGCGGGCGGAGGUGGAGGCGGCGGCCGAGGGAGGGGAGGGGAGUGGUAGCCCAAGGUGCGACGAUGAGAGGCGGCCGCUGAUGGCGCGCCGGUGA
Molecule: messenger RNA, 1572 nt
Organism: Cordyceps fumosorosea ARSEF 2679
Lineage: Eukaryota; Fungi; Ascomycota; Sordariomycetes; Hypocreales; Cordycipitaceae
Product: Major facilitator superfamily domain, general substrate transporter
Exons: 5
Coding region: 1-1572 (523 amino acids)
Biological process (GO): transmembrane transport
Molecular function (GO): transmembrane transporter activity
Source: RefSeq, a predicted model, not a curated record